UUCAAGAAGAAACUGUUUGUUUGUUUUAAAAUUCAGAGUUCCCACACACACCAGUAGUAUUUGUAUUCCAGGGAUAUAGGAUUGCUGAGUUCAGGCCUAUAGAUUUUUGGAUGCCAAGACAAACGUGAAAUCCAUCAUGGCGAAGUUUAAUAACAACCCAGCUGAGGAGGUCCACAACCGACAGGUCAAAAUUGGCGGGCAACCUUCUUUGGUCACGAAAACGGCAUUUGAAAAAUUUACUCAACUAGAAAAUGCUGGCAUACCUGUCAAACCCAGCAGCUUUAACAAACCUGCUCCUCUUAAACCGUCUUUGGGCACAAAACCUUCUCUUCACAACACAUCAGACAAGGAUGCAAAGCCACCCCCGUUGAAGAAUAGUCCUGUCACCAGCAAAGUUGCUGCCUUGGCCCAAGCAGUCAGCAAAGAAGCUAAUGAAAGACCUGGAUUCCCUAAGCCUUUGGGUCCAAAACCUACAGAAAGACUACAACAGGAACCCAAACCACUUUUCCCAAAGCCAUCUGAAAAUAGGUUACCUGGAUCCUCUAUGCCUCUGAAAAAUGAUACUAAACCUCCAGGACUGAGGCCAGGCUUGAAACUUGAAUCCCAAGAAAGUGAAGUGAAGCCUCUGUUUCCAAAGGUCAAGGAAAAAAUCUCUGCUUCACAGGAAAAUGAACUCAAACCUCUUUUUCCAAAGCCUCCUCUUAGGGAAAAACCAGGCCUACAUCCUGGUUUGAAAAACGGAGAAGAGUCCAACAAAAAUGUGAAUUUGAUUCGGGCACCUUCAGGCUCAGUAGGUAUCAAACCAAAAGUGAGCUCCUUUCGGAUGCCAAAAGAAGCUGAAGAAAAGAGCAUUAGUGGAACGGAUUCCACAACUGGCCCUUUCCCACCUUUGAAACAUGUUGUCAGUACUCUGAGCAAUUUAUCUCCAGUCCACCAGAAACCUUUGCCACAGCAGAAUGAAGAAGGGCAAAUGAGUGUCACUAAGAACAUUUCCAGAUUCAAUCAAGAGGACUCAGGGUCGAUGUCUGGUGCAACCUCUGCUAAAUUUGUCAGUUCUGUCAAAGGGGCGACAACAGGACCCUGGGCCAAUAACACAGAAAAGGAAGAGAAAGACAAGAAUUUGCCCAAACGAAAUGUGUUGCCUCCACUAUUCAAGAUAGGCCCCCCUCCACAGAAACCCAGCAGGCCUCCAACAGUUGACCUGGAAAAGUUUCAGAAAAAUAAUGGCGAAAGCUCUAACAAAUUCCCUUCCUCUGGAUUACCUCCACCAUCCAGCUCUGCCACACAAACUGCUGCCCCUCAGCCACCAGCACCAGCACCAGCACUUCCUCCACCUCCAGGUUCCCAUCCGUCAGCACAAGCUCCACCAGUCCUUCCUCCAAGAAACAUCAAGCCAAGACCUCAAGAAAAUGAGGAAAACUAUGAUGAUGCAGAAUUUGUUUCAGGAGGAAGUGUAAAUGCAGAUGAGAGUCAAAACAGUGAGGGUGAAACCUAUGAAGACAUAAAUGACAUGAGGCCUACAGCUAGAGAGGAUGAAAGGAAAAAGGAGAAGGAAGAAAGGAAAAAGUCAGGCCAAGAGAAGAAAGAACAAAAAGAAAAAGAGAAAAAAGAACAAGACAUCAGAAAGAAGUUCAAACUGAUGGGUCCCAUCGAAGUCAUUCACCAGGCACGAGCUUGCACAGACUUCAAAGGAGGGAAGAAUGAUCUGUCAUUCAAACAAGGAGAUAAAAUUGAAAUAAUCCGCAUCACAGACAAUCCAGAAGGAAAAUGGCUGGGAAGAACAAGAGGCUCCUACGGCUACAUUAAAACAACUAUGGUUGAAAUUGAUUAUGACUCACUAAAAAGGAAGCCACGACCCUCCAUCAACAUUCAGCCAAGGCAGCAAGACAGUGACCAAGAAGUGUAUGAUGAUGUUGGGGACCAGGACAGUAUCAGCAGUGGAGCUCAGAGUACCACAGGAAUGGGAUUCCCACCUCCUCCAUCUCCUGAUAUCUAUGAUGGUGUUGAGGAUGAUGAUGAUGUUCCAACGAGGUCUGUGUCACAGGACGAAGAUAAGACUGAUUCCUGGAUUUUGAAGAUUUUGAAAGGAAAAGAUUACCAAAAGAAAAGCAUGCGAGAAACAACACCUAAAGUCUGUGUGACAGAAGAUAAUCGAAGUCCCCCGGGUCCUUCAGCAAAGCAAACAGGGAAAGAUUCAGGAGAUAGUGAUGUUUACGAUGAUGUAGAGCCAACUGACUUCCCUCCUCCACCGAAAGAAAUGAGCUCAGGGAUAAAUAUGAAGCUUCCAAACUUUGGAAAACCCAGAUCAGAUGAACGUGAUUCCCAGAAAUUCAAAAAGAUGGAGAAAGAAGAGAAAGAAUUUCGAAAGAAAUUUAAAUUUGAAGGUGAUAUUUGCAUUCUGUACAGUACAACUAUAUCACGAGCACCUUCUCCAAAAAAAAGAGGUUCAAGAGACUUGCAAGUGAGGCCAGGAGAAUCUGUUGAUGUUAUUAAAAAUGUGGAUGAUACAAGAGUCUUGUGCAGGAAUGAAGAAGGAAAAUAUGGCUAUGUUCGACGAAGUUGUAUAGUGAAUGAAGAUGAUGAAAUCUAUGACGACAUCGCUGAUGGCUGCAUAUACGACAACGAUUAGCUACAGACAUCUUCUCAGUCCAGUCAUCAUCAUCUUUGAAUCUCCAGUUAGCUGAUACAAGAAUUAAAUGUAUUAUUUAUGCUGGUUGCUGUUGUAUAGGUACAAAGCUUUGAUUAAACAUCUCCAAGAGUUUCUGGACUGUCAAGGAGAUCUCAUAAUGGAAGGAUGCCAUUGUUCCUGAGUUUGCCUCUACUUUGCUUGACUAGGGCCAUGAACAAGACUUCCAAGCCAAAACAUCUUUCUUAGUAUAGUGUACUGAGCACUGUUAAAGCCUUAAAUCAAACAUCCAGUUCCUCCUCUCUUGAAAAGCGUAUCAUCUUUAAUGUUUCAUGUAUUUAUCAGAUCACUUUUUCACAUCAAGGAUCUGAAGUGCCCUUAGCUCUUUAUAUAUGGUAUUCUGUAACUCUUCAGUACAUCCUGCACUGGCUUCUGAAACAGGAUGCCUUAGCAAACUGACCAUAACUAUUUUGGCUUUUUUGUUUGAAAGAACAUUAUGUUGUUUCAUUAUGAAAGGUUCUGGUUAUAGUUAUCAAACAGCUUCUGAUCAUCCACAUCCCAUAAAUCCCUAUCUUGUGAAUGUUUCUUACAAAGCCAAUUUAAAAGUUAAAAAUAAACAAAUACAUUCACAACUUGUUACAAUAUACAUAGGUUGAGAAAUGUGGAACUAAGCAUACAUAUUCCAUACAUGUUGAUAUCCCCUGUCCAAUACAUACACCAACACAUGCAUUUUGCAAGCUGCCUUGAGUCCCAAUCUGGGAGGAAAGCAGAGGGAUAUACACACAGUUUCUCAUACUCCUUAUCUUUCAGCCCAAGGAUUGAAACUGGAAAAAUUAUCCUACAUGUGUGUUCAAAGUACAGUGGGCCCUUGAUAUCUGCUGAGGUUUGGUUCCAGGACCCCUCUGGAUACCAAAAUCUGUAAAGUUCAUGUAUUCCACCAAAUGCAUUAUUCCCUUUAGGAAGAUCAACCCCAAAUCAUACACAAUCCCUCGCUGCCAGGAUUGCCCUCAAAUUACACUUCUGCUCUGGACCCCUACUAUACUCAUUACCUCUUUCUCAGGGGCUGGACUUGGUGGCCCAUGAUGUCUCUUCCAUCUCUAAGAUUCUGUGAUUCAAUGUGUGCCAAUCCAUUCUUCAGUAUGUAACCUGUCCAUGCAUCACACAGACAUACUUCUUUUCUCUGUCUUAAGCAUAGAACCAUUCAUAUAAAUGGCAUAGAUACACUUAAUAAACAUGGGGCAAGAGGUCUUGGUCAUUGCCACACUGAGGACCCUUGAUAUUUUAUAUGUUUAUUUAUAUACACACAUUGUACUUUUGGCUGCAUUCUGAGAUACUCAUAGGCUUGAGACCUUUAAUUAUAAUAGUAUAUUUCUAUUUUGUUUUGAGAGAUUUUGGUGGGAGAAGGGUUAUUUGUCUUGUGUUUUUAUCUUUGCAUUUUGUUCUUAAAACAUGUUUUUUCUGAUUUGGGAUAUAUUAAAGAUUUUAUGAGUUUUCUAAA
Molecule: messenger RNA, 4124 nt
Organism: Sceloporus undulatus (fence lizard)
Lineage: Eukaryota; Metazoa; Chordata; Lepidosauria; Squamata; Phrynosomatidae
Gene: FYB1
Product: FYN binding protein 1
Exons: 19
Coding region: 137-2629 (830 amino acids)
Biological process (GO): integrin-mediated signaling pathway; T cell receptor signaling pathway; protein localization to plasma membrane
Cellular component (GO): plasma membrane
Molecular function (GO): protein binding
Source: RefSeq, a predicted model, not a curated record